This is a messenger RNA of Blastomyces gilchristii SLH14081, 585 nucleotides long. RefSeq lists its product as uncharacterized. The coding region runs from base 45 to 575 and encodes 176 amino acids. The transcript has 2 exons. Lineage: Eukaryota; Fungi; Ascomycota; Eurotiomycetes; Onygenales; Ajellomycetaceae. The record is from RefSeq and is a predicted model, not a curated record.
GGGGAGUGAUUCUCCAUUAUUGUUUGUCAUGGGGGGUGUUGGAAAUGCAAGAAUUCAGAGAAGCUAGUGGGUGGUGGGUGGUGGAUUCAAGCGCUGGGAGCGCUGAGGGUAAGGGCGGGAGAAAGGGGCCAAGGGGACUCAAGGGAAGGGAGGUUAGGUGGUGGCAGUGGUGGGCAACCGCUGUGAAGCGCUGGCCCCCUACCCUACGUGGUCUUCCGCAUCGAUGGUCCUGGCCUGGCAUGGCCUGGUCCCCACUAUCCCUGAACGAUGAGAAAGAACCCAUUGGAUCUCAGGGAGGUGCGGAUGGAGGGUUCCCCCUGCUGGAGGCUGCAGAAUGGCGGUCCUGUUUCAAGCAACGCGGGGGGUCGGAUUGGGUGGGGUCUUGGAAGGGAGCGCUUAAUUUAUUUUUGAAAAGGUUUGCGAAGGGUGGCCCCGGGUGGAUGGUUAAGCCGAUCUGUCUGCGUCCGGUGAAGGGGUAUCGGGCAGCGAAAGGGGUCAAAGUGUCGAAGCUAGCCAAGGAUCUCCACUCUGCGUGUAGUUUAGCGUCCCAAGAAGAAAUGUCCUUCGGCGUUUAGCUGUAAUCUG